Molecule: messenger RNA, 2802 nt
Organism: Gamsiella multidivaricata
Lineage: Eukaryota; Fungi; Mortierellomycota; Mortierellomycetes; Mortierellales; Mortierellaceae
Exons: 7
Coding region: 69-2723 (884 amino acids)
Biological process (GO): AMP metabolic process; IMP salvage
Cellular component (GO): cytosol
Molecular function (GO): AMP deaminase activity
Source: RefSeq, a predicted model, not a curated record
CACUCACGCUCUUUUCAACUUCCCAUUCGUUCCCUUCAUCGGUCAUUCAUUCAACAAUCAACUUUGGCAUGAGCAAGAACUACUUUGACAACCACGGAGAGGCUCCAAAGGCGCACACGGAUACCACAGGACAACAGCAUGAGGACACCUUUGAAGUACCGGACAUUCGUCUCGAUAAUGAUGUGUCGAGGGCCUCGGACAGCAGCUCAGCAAACACAUCACCCUUUUAUUCGUAUCAUAAUGAAAAGGCACUGAAACUGGAGGAUAACAAAUAUCUAGCGCAUGAGACACACAAUCCUUCAAGCCGAUCUACAGAUGUAGACCCUACCUUCCCGCUUUCGACUGCGAUGGACACGACCAACUCUUUCGACAAUCCACCGAACCUGCGCAAUAUAGGCUCAGAUACCGGAGUCAUGGACGAGGAAAUCCAGGCAGAGGACAAGACAAAGCCUAACUAUACACCAACAGACGAUGUUACGCAGGAGUUGCGCGAACUCUACACCGACUUCCAAAAGUGCCUCGAUAUGCGCGAGAAGUACAUGGCGAUCUCGUGUCAGAGAGUAGGUGACAAUCCUAGCGACAGCGAAGACUGGGUUAUCUAUCCGCCACCAUCACCUCCGUCAUGGCCUCCAACUGAGCACCAUGGCCGUGUUCCUAAGGGACCUGAGAGCGUCGGCAGUGAUUUUGUGCUGGAAGAGGUUCCUAUCCCUGGAUUGUGCGAUCAUGUCUUUGAGAUGGACGAUUGUGGUAUCUUUCAGGUAUACAAUUCAAAGGAGGAUCUGGCAGCUAAGAAGCCUAUUAUCGAUGUUCCCAAGCCCAAAGAGUACUUUAAAGACUUGGAUUUUGUACUCUCUGUGACCUCUGACGGACCCACCAAGAGCUUUGCUUUCCGCCGGCUCAAGUAUUUGGAGAGCAAAUGGAACAUGUACAUCCUACUGAACGAGUACGAAGAACUGGCUGAAGCCAAGCGGGUUCCGCAUCGCGACUUUUACAACGUCCGAAAGGUCGAUACGCACGUUCACCACAGUUCCUGCAUGACUCAGAAGCACUUGCUCCGCUUUAUUAAGGCAAAGAUGAGAAAGACACCUGAGGAUGUGGUCAUUUUCCGCGAUGGCAAAGAGCUGACGUUAAAGGAAGUCUUCCAGAGUUUGAGAUUGACCUCAUACGAUCUCAGCAUCGACACCUUGGACAUGCAUGCCCACAAGGAUUCAUUCCAUCGUUUCGAUAAGUUCAAUCUGAAGUAUAACCCCAUCGGAGAAUCACGUCUUCGCGAGAUCUUUAUGAAGACCGACAACAAGAUCAAGGGCUCGUAUUUGGCUGAGAUUACAAAAGAAAUCAUUUCGGAUCUGGAGCAGAGCAAGUACCAGAUGGCGGAGUACCGUAUUUCGAUCUACGGCAGAAGCGAGAGUGAAUGGGACAAACUGGCAGACUGGGUGGUCAACAACAAAUUGUUCUCUCUCAACGUACGGUGGCUGAUCCAGGUGCCUCGUCUCUAUAACGUUUACAAGGCUACGAAGACAGUCGAGAGCUUUGAGCAAAUCAUCAGCAACAUUUUCAAGCCAUUGUUCGAGGUCACGCGGGAUCCAUCCAGUCAUCCCAAUCUCCAUAUCUUCCUUCAGCGCGUGGUUGGUUUUGAUUCCGUGGAUGAUGAAUCCAAAGCUGAGAGGAGAAUCUACAAGAAGUUUCCAUAUCCGCGUGUCUGGAAUACAGCUUUGAAUCCGCCGUACAGCUACUACAUCUAUUACAUGUUUGCUAACAUGGCAAGUCUCAACAGCUUUCGACAAAAGCGCCGAUUCAACACGUUUGUGCUCAGACCACAUUGCGGAGAGGCGGGCGACACGGAUCACUUGACGUCGGCGUUCUUGACCUCCUUUGGCAUCUCGCACGGGAUUUUGCUCCGCAAGGUGCCCGUUCUGCAGUACUUGUUCUAUUUGACGCAGAUGGGUAUUGCGAUGUCACCCUUGUCCAACAAUGCCCUGUUCCUGGAUUAUGAUCGAAACCCCUUCCCAACGUAUUUUCAGAGAGGGCUAAAUGUCAGCUUGAGUACGGAUGAUCCGCUGCAGUUUCAUUUUACUAGGGAACCAUUGAUCGAGGAAUAUAGUGUUGCAGCUCAGAUCUGGAAGCUAUCUGGGGCGGACAUGUGUGAGAUCUCACGGAACUCUGUGCGGCACUCUGGAUUCGAAAACAAGAUUAAGAAGUACUGGAUCGGCAAAAAGUGGUACCUUCCAGGAGUGCAGGGGAAUGAUAUGGCCAAGACCAACGUGCCCAACAUCCGGAUCACCUUUCGACACGAGACUCUUUGCGAAGAACUAAGCAUGCUGAAGAGAUACUCAUGCGUACAGUCACCUCCAGAGUCUCAUGAUCUCCUUCGACGAAUGGACUCGGCUCCAAUGUCACCUGGAGCAUUCCUGGCUACCACAGAGUCGCCGGAAGACACGGACCAGUGCUGCUCUAACAACCUGGAUCCGUUCGUAGAGAAUGGAAUGGUUGACCUGAGUGACGCCUCGUUGCUACAAAUGCAUCCACACCUCCCUAAACCACUUCGCGAUAUGAUGUCUGCGACAGGCGACGCGAGCGACGCAAACCGCACGGAUAUUACGGCUGUCGAGCAGCAACUGGGGAUGCUGUCUGUUGUUUCUGGCGUUGCUGUGAUUGCGGGACGUGCGGCGGCCAAGAAGAGGGAGAAGAUCCGCCUUGAGGCAGAGCAGGCCACGAGUCGAUAGAUAUAUGGUCAUUUUUAAUUUUUAAUAACAGAUAGAGAUAGAGAUAGAGAUGCCUCCAGGCCUAAUCUCAUGUAUGUAC